Molecule: messenger RNA, 2954 nt
Organism: Labrus bergylta (ballan wrasse)
Lineage: Eukaryota; Metazoa; Chordata; Actinopteri; Labriformes; Labridae
Gene: tshr
Product: thyroid stimulating hormone receptor
Biological process (GO): hormone-mediated signaling pathway; activation of adenylate cyclase activity; adenylate cyclase-activating G protein-coupled receptor signaling pathway
Cellular component (GO): plasma membrane
Molecular function (GO): thyroid-stimulating hormone receptor activity; G protein-coupled peptide receptor activity
Source: RefSeq, a predicted model, not a curated record
AUGCAGGUGAUCGCAUGUGCGUUGUUUACGCUCCUCUUCCUCUCUAUCAGCGCCGAGUCGGAGGCUGACUUCUGCCCCAAGGGCUGCAAGUGCGAAUGGACGACUCUCACGAUCUUCUGCAUGGAUAUUGAUAUUCUCCCCAGGUUUCCAGCAAGCAUGGAGACACUGUGGCUUUUGGAGACUCGCCUCUCGUCAGUGCCUGCAGAUGCCUUUGCCAACAUGGUCAACAUUUCAAGGAUCCAUAUAUCGGUGGAUGUGACACUGCAGAGGCUUGAGAGGCACUCGUUCUACAGCCUGAAGAAAAUCACCAACAUAGAGCUACGCAAUGCAAAAAGUCUGACCUACGUUGACCCAGAAGCCUUUAAAAAUCUCCCAAACCUCAAAUACCUGGGAAUUUUCAAUACCGGCCUCACUUUCUUCCCUGACUUGAGCAACAUCCGCUCUAAUGACCAGAACUUCAUGCUGGAAAUUGCAGACCAUCCGUACAUCACUGAGAUUCCAGCCAACUCAUUCCGUGGCAUCACGAGCGACGUGCUGACGGUGAUGUUGUACGGUAACGGUUUCAGAGAAAUCCACCAUCAUGCCUUUAAUGGGACAAGGCUCGAUCAAGUUUACCUUCACAGGAAUAAAUAUCUUACCAAGAUGGAUGACAGGGCUUUUGCAGACACCAUCAGCGGCCCUCUGCUUCUAGACGUGUCCGUCACAGGGGUCACCUCCCUGCCAACCACAGGCAUGAACUCUCUCAGAGAGCUGAAGGCGCGCAAUGCUUGGGCCCUCAAGAAACUGCCUCCCAUCAAAACAUUCAAACACCUGACUACCGCCAACCUCACCUAUCCAAGUCACUGCUGUGGCUUCAAAAACCUCAAGAAGAAACGAAGCUUUUGGGAUUACAAGGUGUGUAACCUGUCCGUUUUCCAAGACCAGCAUCACAAGCGCUCUGUGGGACCCCUCAGCUUGCCUUCCCUCCAAGGGGACAGCAUGCUGGAAACCGUCCCAGACGAUGAGCAAAACGAUGAAGGCCACAAAGAGUCCCAGCAAAACUGGAGGAGAGGCGACUACCAUGGCAGCCUCCAUUACCAGGCUUACUUCGGGGGCCUGCCAGAUGAGGAUGUGGGUUUUGGAGAGACCCUCAAGAACCCCCAGGAGGACACCAGCCAAGAUUUUAACAGUCGCUUACUCGAUUAUGUGGUGUGUGAUGAGGGAGAGGAGGUGGCGUGUGCACCAGUCCCCGAUGAGUUCAAUCCUUGUGAGGACAUAAUGGGUUUUGGCUUCCUGCGAGUUUCUGUGUGGUUUGUGAGUCUGCUGGCUGUUCUGGGAAAUGUUGUGGUGCUGUUGGUGCUGCUCACCAGCCACUACAAGCUCUCAGUCUCCCGCUUCCUUAUGUGUCACUUGGCCUUUGCGGACCUGUGCAUGGGCAUUUAUCUGCUGCUUAUCGCCUCUGUAGACCUCCACACACGAUCUGAGUACUUCAACCACGCUAUAGACUGGCAGACGGGUCCUGGCUGUGGACUUGCUGGGUUUUUCACGGUGUUUGCCAGUGAGCUUUCAGUCUACACAUUGACGGUGAUCACUGUGGAGAGGUGGUACGCAAUCACCUUUGCUAUGCGACUGGACCGUAAGCUACGUCUGCACCAUGCGGCAGCAGUGAUGCUUGGCGGCUGGAUCUUCUGCCUACUCCUGGCUUUGUUCCCUUUGGUCGGGGUGAGCAGUUACCAGAGGGUUAGCAUCUGUCUCCCUAUGGACACUCAGUCCACAGUGGCCCAGGUUUACAUCUUGUCAGUUCUGGUCCUCAACAUCCUUGCCUUUCUGGUGAUCUGUGCUUGUUACAUCAAGAUCUAUUGUGCAGUGCACAACCCUCACUACCGAUCUGGAUCCAAGGAUACCAACAUCGCCAAGCGCAUGGCUGUCCUCAUAUUUACUGACUUCCUGUGUAUGGCUCCUAUCUCCUUUUACGCCAUGUCAGCUGUUCUGGACCGGCCGCUAAUCACCGUGUCCAACUCCAAGAUAUUACUGGUGCUCUUCUACCCGCUAAAUUCCUGUGCCAACCCGUUCCUCUACGCCAUCUUCACCAAGGCUUUCAGGGGGGACAUAUUCAUCCUCCUCAGUAAGAUCGGUCUUUGUCAGCAGCGAGCACAGCUGUUCAGAGGCCAGACAGUCUCAUCGAAGGGCAGCAGCGGGACAUCUCAGGUCCGCAGAGACAAGGAUAAGUUUAGAAAAAGUGGAAGAGGAAGACAGGAAGAGGUGCCCAUCAACCUGAAGAAGUGCUGUGGACAUACCUACCACCAACCCGUCUGCCAGAAUACGAGUCAUGAAGGGAACCAGAGGCUGAACACGUGAGCCAAACACCAGCUGGAGGUAGCUGAAGCAAGACAAGUUCAGGUGGGAGAGGAGAGGCCUUGAAGUGUUUGUGGACAGACCUGCUAGGAUAUUUAACAGGGACGUCCAGUAUUCUGUAUCUGCUUCAACUCUCAGGCCAAGUUCAGCUGUUUUUACAAUUUCGGCUGUGACGAUUUUAUGAUUCCAGUUGUCCAGUUUUCUGAAAUAUGAGCCGAACUUCAUCUAACUUAUGAGCCUUUCUAUUUGAAGGGUCUGGCUAGAACAAAGCUAUUUAGAGGACAAAUUCUCAAGAUAAAAACUCACAUAUAGGAACAUAAGUAUGAAUAACAUCAAUCUUUUCAGCAUCUUUAAUUAUAUGAUUAACUUUAUCUUUAAUUAUGGCCACACAAUAUUGCAUUGAUAGAAAAGGAAAUAUAACAGACUUUUUAUGGCUAUAGUGAGGAGCCAUAUUUAUACUUGGUCAUUGUGUUUAAGGACAGCCUGCUGGCUCAGUGCGUUCAUAGUGGAAACUUUAUCAAAUAUAUGGAUGGAUAAAAACACUGCACUUCCAUAGUCUUUAUGCUUAAUAAAUACACAGUAGUGUUUGGUGGUUUAUGGACAAAAAUGGUACUAUUCUU